AUGGCCUUUGAGGAGAUUCUGAAUCAAGUUGGAGGCCUGGGGAGAGCCCAGAUACUUCAGCUGAUUUUGUUUUUAGUCUCUCUAGUGGUAACACAAAUGCAAAUGUUCCUGGAAACCAUCACUGCUGCCACCCCGGAUCAUCGCUGCUGGGUUCACAACCUUGACAAUGACACAGUCUCAGCUAAUGACACUAUGGGACUCAACCCUGAUGCUCUCUUGCAAAUCUUCAUUCCAUUGGAUUCGAACCUGAGACCAGAGAAGUGUCGUCGUUUCCUACAGCCCCAGUGGCAGUUUUUUCACCCUAAUGAAACUUUUUCCAAUAUGAAUGAAUCACAUCUGGAGCCCUGUGUGGACGGCUGGGUAUAUGAUCGAAGUUCCUUCCACUCAACUAUUGUGACUGAGUGGGACCUGGUAUGCGAAUCUCGGUGGUUAAUAUCAGUAGCUCAAUUUCUUGUCAUGACUGGGUCUUUGGUGGGAGUAGCAACAUAUAGUUAUUUGACAGACAGGUUUGGACGGAAGUUUAUAUUCAGAUGCUGUUUGCUGCAGCUCGCCGUCUCAGCGACGAGUGUGGCCUUUGCUCCCACCUUCCUCGUUUACUGCGCCUUACGCUUCUUGUCCGGACUCUGUAUCACAAAUGUGAUGAUAAAUGCUUUCCUCCUCACCUUUGAAUGGACGUUGCCCAAAUAUCGGUCAAUGGAGAUGUCCCUGCUUUACAGUGCCGUCAGCCUCGGGAACAUGCUCUUGGGAGGACUCGCUUUCGCCAUCCAGGACUGGCGCACCCUGCAGCUGGCUGUUUCUGUACCUUGCUUUGUCCUCUUUGUGCUCUCCAGGUGGCUGAUGGAGUCUGCUCGAUGGCUGGUUGUCACUAACAAUGUGGACAAAGGCCUAAAGCUACUGAAAAGAGCUGCCCACAUAAAUGGAAAAAAGAAUAUUGAUGAGACCCUGAAUGCAACGUUUGUGAAAUCCAUCAUGCAGCAAGAGUUGGAUGGAGCCCAGAACAAAACACCAGUUUUUGAAAUAUUUCGGUCACCCAAACUGCGUGCAAGGGUCUGCUACUUGGCCUUUGUGAGAUUUGCAAACCAAAUAUGCUUCUUUGGCCUGGCUCUCCACUUGCAGCACUGGGGGAGCACUGUCUACCUGUUCCAGAUUCUCUUCGGAGUGGUCACCUUUCUCGGUAGAUACGUCGGCUUUGCGGCACUGAAUUACAUGGGUCGUCGAACAAGCCAGUUGUUGUUCAUGUUCAUACAGGGACUUUCCAUUCUGGCUGCCACUUUUCUGCCCCAUGAAAUGCAGACUCUCCGAGUGUCUCUGGCAAUGCUGGGAGCCGGUGUCUCUGCGAGUGUGAGCAUAUGCUCUUCCCUCCACCACAGCGAGCUCAUCCCCACUGCGAUCAGGUACGGGGACCGUCCACGUCCAAAACAAGACUUUCCCAAGUGA
This is a messenger RNA of Elephantulus edwardii (Cape elephant shrew), 1437 nucleotides long. Its product is annotated as solute carrier family 22 member 9-like. Bases 1 to 1437 code for a protein of 478 amino acids. The record is from RefSeq and is a predicted model, not a curated record. Gene Ontology annotation, molecular function: transmembrane transporter activity. The transcript has 8 exons. Gene Ontology annotation, biological process: transmembrane transport. NCBI's taxonomy places the organism in Eukaryota, Metazoa, Chordata, Mammalia, Macroscelidea, Macroscelididae.